UUACGCCGAGAGAAAACACCUUUUGAAAAGCAUUUGUGAACCGCUAGUUAUAUGCGUUUAAUGUAUUUUAAAUCGAAUAUAAACACAAUCACUCUCUUGAAUUAUUUUCCAGCUAGCAAUACAAAAAGCCUUAUGGUCACUCGUCAGUCAACUCUUGAUCAGUUCAACCAAGCCAUACAAAUCAGAUCCUACCCGCCCGAAGUUCAUCUCAUGGCUGCUAAAUCUUCCUCCAAAUUCGACGUGUUUCUCAGUUUCCGAGGCAAAGACACGCGUAAUACCUUCGUAUGCUAUCUCAAAGAUUUUCUUAAACGGAAAGGGAUCGACGCGUUCAUCGAUGAGGAACUCCGACGUGGCGCCAACAUCUCACUGCUUCUCGAAAGGAUUGAACAGUCAAAGAUCUCGAUCGUCAUUUUCUCGGAGAAUUACGCGGAUUCCAGGUGGUGCUUAGAGGAACUGGAGAAGAUCAUGGACUGCAAGAAGACCUUCGAUCAGGUAGUUUUACCAGUCUUCUACAAAGUUCGGGCCUCGGACGUGAGUUGUCAGACUGGGAAAUUCGGAGCUCCGUUCGACAAACCCGAAGAGAGUUUCCGGAAGUAUGAACAUCGAAUCCCGGCAUGGAGAAAAGCCCUGAGUGAUGCAUCUGAAAUCUCCGGCUAUGUUCUUGAAGAGGACAGAACUGAGCUCGAGUUUGUUGACAAUAUUGCCAAAGAGACGUCCAGGUUGCUAAACAAGUUAUCUCCAUCCGAAUUUCCUGGUCCAGGGAUUGAAUCGCGUACCAUGGAACUGGAAAAUUUAAUGUGUUUUGAAGAGACGAGAUGUGUUCGUAUCGUUGGGGUUCUUGGGAUGGCUGGGAUUGGAAAGACAACUGUUUCAAAUUGUGUGUAUGAGCGAAACUUGGAUGGUUUCGAUGGUUGCUGUUUUCUUUCAAAUGUUCAAGACGAGUUAAAACUACAAACAAUAGAUCAGUUGCAGCAGAAACUCCUGCGUAAGCUAUUAGAUGACGAAAAGCUUGAAGUUGGAGCUUCUGUAGGAACACACAAAGUCUUAAAGGAUCGUCUUCGGAACAAGAAGCUGUUUAUUGUGCUCGACAACGUGACCAAUGAAAAACAAAUAAGCCUUCUACUUGGGGAAGCGGGAAAAGAACUGUACCGACAAGGAACUCGGAUCAUUAUAACAACAAGGGACAAGAAACUGCUAGACAAGGUUGUGGAUGGGACAUAUGUGGUUCCGAGAUUGAACGGAAGAGAAGCUCUGGAGCUUUUCUGCUCGAAAGCAUUUUCUACUAAUCCCGACAACAUGGCAGAGUACAUGGAUCUAUCAAACAAGUUUGUGGAUUAUUCUAUAGGGCUUCCACUAGCUCUGUGCUUGUUAGGUUCUGAUCUUCGUAGGAAAGAUAUCCAAUAUUGGACGAAGAAACUGGAGGGACUAGAGAAUCAGCUAGACAAGAAUAUCCAAAAAGAACUGAACACUAGUUAUGAGGAACUAUCCGAUGAAGAGAAGAGCAUAUUUCUUGAUGUGGCGUGUUUCUUUUAUUCGGAGAAGUUUGAUUCUGUUUCGAGGAUUCUGAGCACUUACCGUGAUGAUGAGUCUAAUGUGAUAAAUGAUCUUGUUGAUAAGUGUUUGGUGACCAUUUCUGAUAAUCGGCUUGAGAUGCAUGACCUACUGCUGAAAAUGGGAAAGGUUAUUGGUUAUGAAUCAUCCAUCAAUGAGGUGGGUAAGCGUGGUCGGUUACGGAACCCAAAAGAUAUUUGCCGCAUCUUAAAAAAUAAAAACAAGGGCACCAAGAAAACUAGAGGCAUCUUCUUAGAUAUGUCUAAUGUUAAAAGAAUGGAGCUACCUUCUGAUAUUUUCACGAAGAUGUUGAAUCUCAAGUUCCUCAAAUUCUACAAUUGUUCCGAAUGGUGUGAGAAGGAUUGCAGAUUACAACUUCCUGGUGGGCUUGAUUACUUUCCAGAUGAGCUGGUGUAUCUCCACUGGCAAGGGUACCCUCUGGAUUAUCUUCCAAUGAACUUCGACCCGGAAAAGCUGGUUGUUCUUAAUCUGCGUUAUAGCAACAUUGAGCAGUUGUGGAAAGAAGAGAAGGACACAGGAGAGUUGAGGUGGGUCGAUCUCAGUUAUUCAAAAGAGUUGCUGAAUCUAUCUGGCUUGUCGAAAGCUAAAAAACUCGAGAGGCUGGAUCUUGAAUGCUGUGAAAGUUUAGCCGAGUGUUCAUCGAUCCAGGAGAUGGAAAGUCUUGUUACACUGAAUCUCAGAGAUUGUCUAGAGCUCAAGAGUCUUCCAGAGGAAACCAAUCUGAAGUCUCUGAAGACUCUUAUCCUCAGUGGUUGUUCAAAACUCAUUAACUUUCCAACUAUAUCAGAAAACAUAGAAUCUCUAUAUUUGGAUGGCACAGCGGUAGAAAGAGUUCCUGAAUCCAUAGGUUAUCUCCGAAACCUUGCUGUGCUAAAUCUGAAGAAGUGUUGCAGCUUGAUGAGUCUUCCUGACAAUUUUUGCAAGCUGAAAUCUCUGAAAAAACUGAUUCUCUCUGGUUGUUCAAGGCUAGAGAGUUUUCCGGACAUCAAUGAAGACAUGGGUAGCUUAGAGAUUCUGCUCAUGGAUGAGACUGCCGUCAAUCAAAUUCCCAGAAAAAUGCAUAUGAGCAAUCUCAAGCUGUUCUCAUUUGGUGGAUCUAAAGUCCAGGAUCUCACAUGUUUGGAAUUGCUUCCUUUCUCUGGCUGCUCUGGGUUAUCAGAAAUGUAUCUCACAGAUUGUAAUCUGUACAAUUUGCCAGAAAACUUUAGCUGCUGCUUAUCCUUCCUGCAGUCUUUAUGCUUGAGCAGAAACAAUAUCAAGAAUCUACCUGGAAGCAUCAAGAAACUUCAUCAUCUAAAGUCCCUUUACUUGAAGCAUUGUGAAAAGCUCAUUUCUCUCCCAGUGCUUCCAUCAAAUCUGCAGUACAUGGAUGCUCAUGGCUGUACCUCACUUGAAACAGUAGCAAAACCCAUGACGCUUAUUGUAGUAGCUGAGAGGACCCAUUCUACUUUCGUCUUCACUGAUUGUUUCAAGCUAAACCAAGAUGCACAAGAAAAUAUUAUGGCUCAUACUCAACUCAAGAGUCAAAUACUGGUGAAUGCAUCUCUUCAACGUAAUCAUAAGGGAUUAGUUUUGGCACCUCUGUCUAGUGUAACUUUUCCCGGAAACGAUUUGCCAUUAUGGUUCCGCCAUCAGAGAAUGGGAUCUUCCAUGGAAAUUGACCUGCCUCCACACUGGUGUGACAAUAAAUUCAUUGGACUUUCUCUCUGCGUAGUUGUCUCGUUCAAGAACUAUGAAGACAAAACCAGCCGUUUCUCAGUGAUAUGCAAGUGCGAGUUCAAACUAAAUGAUGAUGAUUGCAUCAGCUUUACUUGCAGACUUGGGGGACGGAAAGAGCAAUUUGGAUCAUCUAGCCUCAAGGAAGAACCAAGAAGACUCGACUCUGAUCAUGUCUUCAUCAGCCAAAACAGCUGCUUCCAUGCCAAGAAAGAGCAUGGUCUCAACCGAUGUUGCAACACGACCGCCUCAUUCAAAUUCUAUGUUGUUGAUGGUGUAGAUUGCUGUGAAGUGGUGAAAUGUGGGAUGAGCUUGUUGUAUGCCCCGGAUGAGAAUGAUUAUAUGUUUCAGGAAUUACAGGAGAGUAACCUCGAGAAAGCGGUAUCAUCUGGAAAAGAAACAGAUCUAAAUGCAACCGCUAUAGAUCAUGAAGCUGCUAUGUCCAAGAGAGGCCGUAAUUAUCUACAAGAAGAAGAGCAACUGAACGGGAAAAGAUUACGUUUUUCCAACAAAGUCUAAUCUCUUGGAAUAACUAAUUGUAUAAAAAGCUGAUUUCAGAUGGAGAACGAUCACAUCUUAACUCUAUCUCUUAAGUGAAAUGCUGAGACAGAGUUUAUAGGAUUUAUGGAGUUCAAUUCAAGAGGUUUAUUUAAGUA
Messenger RNA from Brassica oleracea var. oleracea, 3944 nucleotides. RefSeq names its product disease resistance protein LAZ5-like. The record is from RefSeq and is a predicted model, not a curated record. The coding region runs from base 52 to 3807 and encodes 1251 amino acids. Lineage: Eukaryota; Viridiplantae; Streptophyta; Magnoliopsida; Brassicales; Brassicaceae. The transcript is spliced from 5 exons. Gene Ontology annotation, biological process: defense response; signal transduction. Gene Ontology annotation, molecular function: ADP binding; protein binding.